Messenger RNA from Uranotaenia lowii, 1556 nucleotides. Its product is annotated as putative odorant-binding protein A10. Lineage: Eukaryota; Metazoa; Arthropoda; Insecta; Diptera; Culicidae. The transcript has 2 exons. Bases 706 to 1041 code for a protein of 111 amino acids. The record is from RefSeq and is a predicted model, not a curated record.
GAGCGAACUCCAGUCAACCGUUGGCCGCCGUUCAGUUCAGUUCCCAUUCAGUUGUGGUUCCGACUUCCGCGAAGCUUCCGUUCCGUGAAACAGGUUGUUAGUCGAACGAAACAGUUGCCGCACAUACACAUAUCGUUUCCGGGGAAAAACCUCCGCCUCACGCAAGCUGCAGAGUGUGUUUUGACUUUUCCGAGGAAAAGUCUGGGCUCGGGCAGGGGAAACGCCAUUCAUAUCACGUCCGGUUUGGCAACACAACACCGCCCAAAGGCCCCCCAGUUUCUUUGGCGCUUUUGUGUGUAAAUGACCAUAUCGGUUCCUGACGUUGGUCGUCACUUGUAAUUGACCAACAUCCGGUCCCAUUUCUGGGAAAAGUUCGUUGUCAAACACAAACAGCCGUUUUGCCGUUUUGGCUGCUAGGAGUCGGUCUCGUGGGAGGUUUCGAGAAGAGUAAAGGACUUAGCAGCUUCAGGUCCAGAAAGAAGAUCGCCGCCUAAAUCAAUAACAUAAUUUGAGUCUCAGAAUUGAAUGACGCGUCCGGCCAGGGUCGUGAAUGGAUGUGAAGUUGCGUUAGCGUCGUCGUAGUCGAGUGAGUCGAGUGAAGAUUAAUCCAAUUGUAGGGCCACUUAAGGAAUUACUCCCCUGGAAGUUCCGUAUCACCGUCAUCAGUGAAGUGAAGAGUGACGUGAAGAUAAGUUUAUUGCGAAGAUGAGUUCAACGAUGCUCUUGGGAUUAACCGUCGCAGUGUCGAUCGUUAUGCUGCUGCAGCAAUGUGGCCAAGUGGCCGCCAACGACAGUCAGAACAUCAACCGGCUGCUCAACAAUCAGGUCAUCGUCAGCCGGCAGAUUAUGUGCGUCCUGGAGAAAAGUCCGUGCGAUCAGCUGGGACGGCAAUUGAAAGCCGCCCUACCGGAAGUGAUACAGCGGAACUGUCGAAAUUGUUCGCCGCAGCAAGCCCAGAACGCCCAGAAGCUGACCAACUUCCUGCAGACGCGCUACCCGGAAGUGUGGGCCAUGUUGAUACGCAAAUACGGGGCCGUCUAGAGGAUUCCGUCAUCUCUGGUCAAAUCGCUUCGUUAUUCUAGGUUCCGAAAUCGUUCCCUUUCGUUCAGUUUGCUUAUCGCUAUCAAGGCAGUGUUGUGUUCUUUAACUAAUAACUGAAUGUGCUGUUGAACAAAAACCCAAAUAGGAUGUAAGCUUUUCGAAUAGUUUUAAUUAGUUAGUUUUUUUUCCUUCCGAAACUCAGUUUGAGGCCUAGCGCCUGUGGAUAGGCAAAUGUGAUAAACUUUUGUUGAGCAGCGCGCUUCCGUGGGUAGAAAUAAUCCGAAAAUGAAACAAAUGUAUCAAAUCAAAUCCUAACGAAGAAAAAACCAAAAGUGGGUUAAUCCAUAUCAAACCAACCAAUUGAUAUCAGAAUGAAGAAUUGUUGAAAAAAAGUCUGUUAUGGAAGAAGAAAUCUAAGGGUUUAGAUUUUCAUAAAAAAGGUUUUAUUUAAGUACACAUUUCACUCUACCAAAAUAAGAACGAAAAUACAAUACAGCUCAAACGAAUUACAGUAA